This is a messenger RNA of Neolamprologus brichardi, 2100 nucleotides long. RefSeq names its product cytochrome b561 family, member D2 (gene cyb561d2). Gene Ontology annotation, cellular component: endoplasmic reticulum. Gene Ontology annotation, molecular function: transmembrane monodehydroascorbate reductase activity. The record is from RefSeq and is a predicted model, not a curated record. NCBI's taxonomy places the organism in Eukaryota, Metazoa, Chordata, Actinopteri, Cichliformes, Cichlidae.
CCAAAGCUUGACGUGUGUUAACGUAACGACAAGGGACAUGUUAAUAAAUUACUAAUGUAGGCUUUUGUUUGUGCCGGGUUGUUAAAUAAAACAGUAGAGCAGCAAAAGAAGAUAACGCAAGGACUUUUGGCCCAUCGUCACUUCCGCUUCUCAUUGAUUCAGCCAACGGCGAGUUCACGUCGGUCACAUUGUGGCCAUUGAGUGAAUUUUAAAGACAUGGUUCACAAGAAAGAGCCUGAAUCAGAGCCUCGGCUUUAUGGCUUUACCAGAACAGCGUCUGUUGUGUUGACCCACCUCAUCUGCUUUGGCAUCACUGUCUUCAUCUCAGUUCUCUCUCGACCUGGUACAAGUUGGUUUUCUUGGCAUCCUUUCUUGAUGACCCUAGCUUUUUCCUUCUUCAUGACAGAAGCUAUACUCCUCUUCUCACCUGAGGGCUCUCCUAUCAAAAGUUUUUCACACAAAACCAAAGGUGGUGUUCACCGGCUCCUGCAGGGCCUCUGUGCUUCUUGUGCAGUCCUGGGCUUUGCUGCCAUCUUUUAUAACAAACACCUGAGUGGUAAACCCCACUUCACCUCGUGGCACGGUCUGUUGGGCCUGCUGACAGUGUGUGUGGUCAUUGCGCAGUCCUUGGCAGCGAUGCCUCUCAGUUAUCCUUCUCUAGCCAAAGGCUGGUCCCUCGCCAAACUUAAGCGCUACCACGCGGCGUCUGGACUCAUCACCUACCUGCUUGGCAGUGCCAGCAUGCUCCUGGGCCUCUGCUCUGUGUGGUUCGCUGGAGCUGUCAGAGAAUACACCUGGUACCUGUCAGCACUCUGCCUGGUGCUCAGUGCCUUGGUCAUAAUGAACCAAGUCUCCAGAUCUUACAUGGCUAAAAAACGGUUCCAGUCCUGAUGAGGAUGUAAAAGAACUUAAGAUGAGCUAGCCUCACAGAUUUUGACUUAUUUGACUGAUGUUUUUUUGUUUGUUUGUUUUUGAAGAAGAAAAGGCAUUGUGAUUAAUGAAAUCCUUUUUCAAUACACUGAGGUCAUGUCUUAUGUAGUCUUUCUUGGAUUUUGAGUUAUCAACAAAGAUCAGCUAUUUGCUGAUCUUAAUACUAUCAGCAUUUGUAAUAGCCAGUAAAUGAGAAUUAAAGAUGAGACAGAGGAAGCAGCCUUUAUAUUUUGAGUGUCGAGAAGAGUGUAAGCGAGUAAAUAAAUAACUACACAUCAACGUUAAAUGUUGAAAGAAAAUAAAAUAUUGGCACAUUUAUUGGAUAUUAGAUUUUUAUAUCAACUAUCAGCAUUUGUAUUGUUCUUUAAAAAAGCUGACACCAGUUGGCCUCUAAUUUUGGAGUAGAUGCUACCAAAGCUGUUGUCUGGCUUGUUUGUUUAGUUUCUGCUACUUGAUGUUAGCUUUAACUUAAUGAUCAAAGUUUUUGUGUUAAGUAGAAAAUGUUGCAGUUUUAAACCAACAAACAUAGAUCUCAUGCUUGCAAAGGGUGGAAUGUUGGAGCUAGUACUUAUUCAAUAAGGAAUUUUAAAGAAUGAUAUGUGUGUAUAUACAUGUAUGAAUGUACACACACCAUUUAUUUACUUGUUUAUGCUCUCUUCGGAUCAACUGGUGUUUGUGGUGUUCCAAACAUGGAAGGUGCAGGGUGCCUUCUGCAAAAUCAGCACUCUCAAUAUAGUUGAAGGAUGUUUCUCCGUCUUUUAAACUUUUAAAGUUUUCAUUCAUUUAUAGAUAAGCAAAUACCUAAUAUUGGACAAUAAUACUGGUUAGCCGAUAAAUCAGUCAGGCUGUAAUUAGAGCUGCUGACUGCUGCUUUAGUCUCUUGCUUGACAUGUGACUUGAGCGCCAUCUGAUUUAAAGAUACGAAAGAGAGAAUUUCCUCUGCCCAGGCCAAUGUCCUGUCUUAUAAUUUUAAGGAAAAAAACCCAUCAGGAUUUUUAAAAAAAUGUAAUGGGAUCUUCUUUUAUCCAUAAUAUACUGUAUAUUGACCUAACAUUGAAAUAACGUUGACCUCUUCUCAGGUUACUGAUGAUCCUGUCAUUUCUGAUUAUUUGUACUGUCACGUUUGGAUACAUCAUGGCUUUUAAAAUAAAUGUAUUUGUGUAUGAUUGA